This is a messenger RNA of Morus notabilis, 1303 nucleotides long. RefSeq lists its product as uncharacterized. The transcript has 2 exons. The record is from RefSeq and is a predicted model, not a curated record. Bases 621 to 1118 code for a protein of 165 amino acids. Lineage: Eukaryota; Viridiplantae; Streptophyta; Magnoliopsida; Rosales; Moraceae.
CGUCAUAGUAGCUAGAUUACAAGAAGCUCUGCAGCUGUCCCUUAGUAAUACCCUCCAGCGAGGCUAUGUAUUUCCUGUUAUGUAUAAUAGUUAUUUGAAUAUGUAUACUGAUUAAAAUUCCUAGUCAAAAACUUUGAAUCUGUUUUGAGGGAUGCUAAAUAUUGUUGGAUGCAAAUGAGUGAUGCAUGGUGAACGCCCCUUUUAGAUAUUUUGUCUUAUAUCUAUGUUUGACAGGUGGAUACAUUAUUGUGAUUAUGGGUUGAAUGGAAAUUAGAGGAUUUGUUUCAAAGUAUUAUAUUUACGCAGGGAAUCAAUAUUCUGAAAAACUUGACAAAUUUGCCAGACCCUAGUUUUAGGGCAUGACAGAAGACAUAGUUGACAGUUAGUUAAUGCGAAGAUUGAGAAGUCUUGAAUUGUUCCCUUUUGAUCUUGAAAUUGAAAGAACACUUCCGGGGAUAAGGGCAGCAAGGAGAAAUGAAGUUCAAGCAAUGGCGGCCAACAACCAAAACCAAAGGGCAAUCUGAGAUUAUUUCAAGCCGGUUGUCAAUGACAACUCUUCCGGGAUCGCGCACCAAACAAUCAACGCGAAUAAUUUUGAGAUUAAGCCUGCACUAAUCAACAUGGUGCAACAAAACCAAUUUGGGGGAUCUCUACUUGAAGACCCAAACAUUCACUUGACUAUCUUUUUGGAGAUCUGCGAUACGGAGAUCUGUGAUACGGUGAAGAUGAAUGGUGUUACUGAGGACACCAUUAGAUUGCAUUUGUUCCGUUUUUCUCUUAGGCACAAAGCUAGAGGAUGGUUGCAAUCCUUGCAACCUAGCAGCAUUAAUACUUGGGAGAUGGCACAGAAAUUUCUUACAAAAUUCUUCUCGCUGUCUAAAACAGCCCAACUGAGAGUAUAUAUCGGGCAAUUUAAGCAGUUGGACUUUGAGCCAUUAUAUGAGGCUUGGGAGAGAUACAAAGACUUGAUUUGGCGUUGCCCUCAACAUGGCCAUGAAGAUUGGACGCAAAUCCAAUUCUUCUAUACUGGAUUGAAUGGUCAGACUAGGACCAUUGUUGAUGCUGCUUUUGGUGGUGCUUUGACAUCCAAGACUACUGAGAGGCUUAUUCUCUUUUAGAGGAGAUGCUACCAAUAGUUACCAAUGGCCUAAUGAGCAUUCUUUGGCUAAGAAGGUUGCCGGUAUUCAUCAGAUAGAUCCUAUAACUGUAACGAUCCAGCUUCUUGAGCCGUCACUAAUUAUGACUUAAAUGCAAAAAAUGAUAUUAACUUUUUAAAACGUCUUAAAAGUGAAAUAUUAGUUAC